Messenger RNA from Caenorhabditis sp. 36 PRJEB53466, 2243 nucleotides. The record is from the annotation of a GenBank genome assembly. NCBI's taxonomy places the organism in Eukaryota, Metazoa, Nematoda, Chromadorea, Rhabditida, Rhabditidae.
AUGCCCGCUACGGAUUCUGCUGAAUUGGCCAACGGCACCGAGAACGUUGUGCAAAAGUCGAGGUCCGAUUCUGAGGUUGGCGCGUUUUUCAAAUGAAACUUUUAAAAGAACGAAUUCACUUUCAGAUAGUCGCUCCGCCCUCCUCCGUUCACAAAUCGUCGAGUCAGAACCGUCGACUCUUCGUCGAAGACAUCUCAACUUGCGAGGCUUCUGCCGGCGAUCGCGUCUGGGCCACGUGCUCUGGAGCUGGUUAGUCUCUUUUGAAAGAGCGAGCAGAUGGAAGAAAGUAAUGAAAAUAAAAUGAGAAACGAUUCCAGGAGACGUCGCCGAGCCCAUUCAUAUUCAUUUUCUAGGCGAGCAAUUCGAAGAGACCGCCAUCGAUGUGAACAGGAAAAAUUCGGUAUAUUUGAAUGGUAGGCUAUUCCAAAUAGACAAUUUCAGCUCGUAAUGUUCACGGUUCCCUCUCUGAAAGUCGAGUCGGAAACCGAAUUGGAACUGCGAUUCUCGACUUCCGACGACAAUGUGACGACGAUUCCGUUCAAAUAUGUGCCGAGAAUUCCGCGUUCCAACUCUCAAGACAUUGCACUUUUCGAUAAUUUGAUCGAAUUCGCCACCAACGGCGACACAAUUUCUCUUCUUCAGCCGUUCGCCUCGCACAUUUCCAGACAAGACGUCGAGGGCAGCACGUGAGUUAUCAGUGGAGCGCACUUUCCAAACUGAUUGAAAUGACCAGAUAUUCAGUGUUUUCCACGUGGCAUCCAAGAACGGACAGAGCUUCUCGCUGAAAUUGCUCCUCUCCGUGCUGCCGGCAGAUCAAAAAGAAGGUGAGCGUUCCGCAGUUUGAGCACAGACUAAUUGAAAGUUUAGAAGUGAUAAAUUUGCAAAACAAUCAUGGGUUGACGGCUCUCCACUGUGCGAUUCGAGCUGGAGACCCGGACGCCGUGCACUAUUUGAUGAACCACGGCGCGAGAAUCGACAUUCCCGAUAGCCACGGCAGUACUGUAAGUCUCGAAAGGGUCUGUGAACAGAACGGCUCAGAAAAUUCAUUUUCAGGUUCUGCAUUACCUCGGCGACGCCUACAAUGAAUCGAUUUUCAAAGAGAUACUGGAGCCGUCACGAGGGCAGCGAUUCGAUGUGAACAAGUUGAAUUCCGAAGGGUACGCACCGAUCCACGUGGCCGUCAGACGCUUGAAACUAUCGCUGAUCGAGAUGCUUCUCGAAGCGGGAGCCCUGAUCGACCUGUUAGAUACGGAAAAGAAGAGGAACGCACUGUUGCACGCCAUUGAAAUGAACGACUUUGAGACGAUUCAGUUGCUUGUGGAGGUCUCGGGAAAAACAAAAUUUUAAAAGAAUUGAAAAUUUUCAGAGAGGAUCGAACACGAAUAUUGAGGAUGAAUCCGGAGAGACCGCGUUGAGUCUGGCACUCAAAAAUGUGAAUUACCCAGUCAUCGGACUCCUUUUGGACAACGGAGCAGACGCGAACAAACAGAACUCGAGAGUGAGUGGAAUUUGAAAAAUUCCGAGAAACUUCUCUAUUCCAGGGUGCAUGCUUGGCCGACAGCGAAGAUCACGUAGUUCAGAACAUCAUAAACGGAGAUCGUCCGGAACUGCCGAAGAAAGAAGCGUUUGGAGUGCCGAACGACCUGGCGAUUUCUCGAUCUCCGCUCUUCGGAAGGUCUCAUCCGGACCAAGCGCCGAGCGAAGAAAGUAAGAGAAAUCGUGUGGUGAAGAGAACGAGAGAGGAGAUUCUAAACGGUAAAAUAGAGAGGAAUUGACUUUUUAAAAAACAAUUUUCCGCUUUUUCAGACGCUCAGACCCUUCUGGAAGAAACCGACACUUUGACUCCCCGAAUCGCCACCUUGUCCGUUUCUGAAUCUGAAGAUGAGCAACAACCGGGCCCAUCCACGUCUUCUGGAACUUCCCGGCGUCGUCAAAGCGAGUGGGAACGCAAUCCAAAACUCAGUGACUCAGUCUGCAACCUGGAUUACUUGACCCGUAUUCGAGUGUCAAAAAUAUUCGACGACCAGUGCAAGUGGCAGAGAUUGGCGCAGCAGCUCGACUGCGACCAUAUGAUUGAGCUUAUUUCCAUCUGUUCCUGCGGCGACGAUUCGAGCCCCACAAUGAUUCUUCUGGAUCAGUUCGAGCAGCUGGCCGAUUCGUCGAUUUCCAGGCUGCGAGACGCUAUGAACCGGAUGGAGGAAGAAGCAGCUGUGAAACUUAUCGACUCCCGCUACGUUUACUAA